Molecule: messenger RNA, 1381 nt
Organism: Heteronotia binoei (common prickly gecko)
Lineage: Eukaryota; Metazoa; Chordata; Lepidosauria; Squamata; Gekkonidae
Gene: BET1L
Product: Bet1 golgi vesicular membrane trafficking protein like
Exons: 4
Coding region: 108-443 (111 amino acids)
Biological process (GO): retrograde transport, endosome to Golgi; regulation of retrograde vesicle-mediated transport, Golgi to ER
Cellular component (GO): SNARE complex; Golgi trans cisterna
Molecular function (GO): SNAP receptor activity
Source: RefSeq, a predicted model, not a curated record
GGGCGCGGAUUGCAAGCCGCCACUCGGAAGGCUCUUCCCAGGGGCGGGUGCUCCAUAAUGCUCCUCCUCUCGGUGGGCGGGACGGGACACGGAGGCAGGAAGCAGACAUGGCGGACUGGGGCCGAGGUCAGAACCCAAGUGCUGUGGAUGAGAUGAUAGAUAUGGAAAACAAGCUAAUGGCAGAAAACCUAGCCACUAAAGUCACUAGGCUAAAAUCGCUUGCCCUGGACAUUGAUAAAGAUGUUGAGGAUCAAAAUCACUAUGUGGAUGGGAUGGACACAGACUUCAUGAGUGUAACAGGACUUCUGACAGGGAGCGUGAAACGGUUUUCCACCAUGACUCGUUCAGGAAGGGACAAUCGUAAACUCCUUUGUUAUGUCUCUGCUGGACUGGUUGUUGUCUUCUUCAUCCUUUAUUAUUUGGUGACAAGAACACGGACUUGAGGAGGGAGCAUAAAGAUGUUGUAUUGGAAUGUGUGUUGAAGGGGGUUGGAAUGGACUAUGAAGUACUUUCAAAUGUAUUUCCUGGGAAGGAUUAUUAUUGUGUUUACAAUGAUCUAAAGACUGCAGUAUGGUCUCCAGCAUCCUCUUGGGGUUGCUUUGAGAUUAUCUUUUUUAUUUUCAAAAGGAUAAUAUUCUGUCAUUCUCCCUUUGCAAGUUUACAGCAUAAUUCAUAUUGUUGAAGUGAAACUUUCACAUAUUGCUAUACCCUUUCCAGGGUAUGUAAAGAGAAGAACACUGCUGAUGCCUUCUAUGAUUUUGUGAUUCAGCAACAAAAUCUUGACACUAGCAGAAAUGUGUUGCUUGAAGGACUGUGAUACUAGGAUGUAUGCAUCUCCUAAAAACUAAUCACUCUCGGGGGGGGACUUUUUCCUUGCAAAAUUCAUUAAUUAUGUUUACUUCUGGAAACACAAGCUUUUAUAGCUACCAUUAACAGUAGAACUGGCUGGUUAGAAUAGAAUUGCACCUAGAAUGCGCAUAUUGGAAAGGGGGGAAAGUACUUGCACAGUGGUAACAUUUCUGUUUGCUUCUUUCUCAUUCUGCCCAAUGUAUCCUUUCUGGGUUAUUUAUAUUUGUAUAUUGGAUAUACCAGACCAUAUAACAAGCUAUAUUUAUUUCAAAACUUAUUUCAAUUAUGGAAAGGUUUUCCCCUCUCUUUUUUUCCAGUUCUUGCUGUUAAGUGCUUUGUAGUGUUCUGUCCUAGAUUAAUUUGCCUAGACCUGUUUAAUAAUUAUCCUGAGCCAACAGCCUGAUUGGAAUCAAAUAACUUUUUUGUAUUUCCUCAUAAUGUAUCAUUUUCAUAAUUAGCAUUCCUCAGUUUUUAUAUUUGUUGGGACUUUGGUAUCCACCAUGGAGAAAAAAUACAGCAGUUUUAGAACUAA